UCUCCUCACCAAACCGCCGCCGCACCCAUCUCCUCCACCCAUAAUCGAACUUCUCAUCCUCUGCCGCCGCCAUGGCCGGGGAAAAGACUCGCGAACUAGAGUUGAAGAAGAUGAAGAAGAUGACGAGGGGUCCGUCGUCGUUCACGCCUUCUCCCGGCUGUAUCCAAUGUGACUGGCCGCCGUCCACGGUGACUGAAGAGGCAGUGCAGAAGUUGUGUCGGAAUAGGGAUGGAGGUUGCCAUCCGCCAACAACCUCCAUCCCUAGUCGGCGAACUACCAGAGAAGAUGAAGAAUCAGAGGAUGAAACUGAUGAAGACAAUGAGGACGAAAGUGAAGAUGAAGUGGAAUAUUUGCCUUCUCCAGAUGCCAUUCGGGAGGGUCGGACCAAGAUGAACCAGGAUCCGAGUGGAGUCACACCAACCACUCGGGCGACUAAGCGUGCCCGAGCGGAAGCAAAGCAACAAGCAUCUCCUCCUCCAGCCAUAGGAAAAGGAACGGUUGAAGUCAUAAACCAAAAACCCCGGAAGGUUGUCGCUCUGCCAAUGAUGAGGAAACCAAUGCCUAUUGUUUCAAAGGUUGUCCCUUCUGCAAGCUUCACCAUCCAAGCAACUGAAAAUAUUUCAAAUAGAUCCAAGGGGACGCUCGACGCUGGUGUUGUGUCUUCAAAAGUCGCUAAAGAAGUGAACCCCGCUAUAGAGCUUGAGUCGGGCCACGAGCAAGCUCGCAACUCACAGGAAAUCCUUCCAAGCCUGAGUGAAAGCCCAAUCCCCAUGGAUACUACUCCUGGUAAAUCUCCAAGUCAUCCGAAGAUUCAGUCGAGUGAGUCGAUUCAGACCCCGAUUGCACGGGAGCCAAUAAGCCCAAGUACACUAGAAGUGUCAUCUCCUCGUCGGAACCAAACUCCAUCCAUUUUUUCUACAUCUUUCUCACUAGAACGGUCCCUAGAGGAUGAAGUGAGUGCAAGCAAGGAGGCCAUGUUGCAGGCCGAGCAGAUGGAGACUCGGCUGAAGGAGUUGCUCAUAUUGAACGAAACACUGAAGACCAACAUCCAAAAAACUUGUGAACUUGGAACCAAAUACUUAGGUUUACAGAAGGAGCUCAAGAAGGUACGCCGGGAGCUUGAGGAAGAACAAGGCAAGACCAUGCGGCUUGAAAAGGAGAAAACUGCUAUGGAAGAAUCCAUGAAGAACACCAUAGAAGAGAAAGACAUUGCUCUUGGCAAAACUAGGGAGGAAGCUGAUGCUAAGACCAAGAAAGGCGAUGAUAGGUGGGAGGAGCUCCAAGAGAUUAGACAGAUGAAUGAUCACUACAUGAAGGAGGUGGAGGACAUGAAGAAGCAAAUCAAAGAUCUAAAAGCAUGCGAGUCUGAAUGGCAUACCAAAUAUCUGAAAUGGUAUGAUCUUGCAGAAAUGACCAAAAUGAAGUAUGAAAAGGAUCUUGGCGAUCUUAAGCAAGGAAUGUAUGACGCCGAAACCUUCUUGGUGGGACAACUAGAUGAGGUUAACCAGAGGCUUGAGGUGUUUUGCCCUGAUCCUGUCAUGGAGGAUCAUAAAGUGCAGAAGGAGCUUGAAGCAUAUGGUAUCGACAUCAAAGAAACUCCCUGGGCAUCCACUCGGGUUGCUGAGGCUGUAAUACGACUAGAUGAAAGAGCAAAAGCAGCAAAAGGCGUCAUAGCCCAAGUGAGAAAAUCCAUGAAGGGCAUCAAUGCAACUCUGCAUCCUGGAGAAGAGGUUGAUGAAGCUCUACCAAUUUGUUUACAACAUCUUGAGCAAGUGCCUGGGCGAGUAUCGAGGUUCAAGAAAUCUGUUACUCGUUGUGGAGCUAAUGUAGCUCUAGCUCUCACUCGGGUUCAUUUCCCCAAGAUAGAUGAAGUGAAGCUGCAGAAUAUUGGCGUGGGCAAUCCGGAGGGUGAUAACUUUGAAGACCACAUGAAAACUUUCAUGAGAACCGCCGGUCAGAUUGCUUCCCUCAUCGGCCUGGACCUGUGUGCUGAGCCGACUAGAGUGCCAGACACCUCGGAGGAGGAGCUUGCAGAAGAAGAAGAGAAAAUAAAGUGAGAAGAUUGAAGUGUUCAAUUUGCCUCGGAAUGCCGAGUAAAACUGCAAAAACGUUAAUUCCGACUGAGGAGCGGGGCUCUUGAACCUUUUAAUUAUUUUGAUUAAGUACUUGCAACCGGGACAAGCUUUAAGUUGUUUUUUUGACUUGUUUUUCUUUGAUUCUUGCACAAUUCGUUCUUGAGCCGAUUGGAUUUCUUUA
Molecule: messenger RNA, 2256 nt
Organism: Hordeum vulgare subsp. vulgare (domesticated barley)
Lineage: Eukaryota; Viridiplantae; Streptophyta; Magnoliopsida; Poales; Poaceae
Exons: 6
Coding region: 72-2057 (661 amino acids)
Source: RefSeq, a predicted model, not a curated record